Molecule: messenger RNA, 1455 nt
Organism: Danaus chrysippus (African queen)
Lineage: Eukaryota; Metazoa; Arthropoda; Insecta; Lepidoptera; Nymphalidae
Source: the annotation of a GenBank genome assembly
AUGACGUUGCGGGUCGAGGUGCCCGGAGAGAAAAUCAUAUCACAUGUGCAUAUAGAAUCAUGCAAGUGCAAACCGUUUGAGAACGAGCCAAUAAAAACCGAACAAAAUAUUAACGGCAGGGUAAAAGAGUUUAUUAAAAAAACAUGGGCGUUAAGAUCCAAAGUGACAGUGGAACCGUAUGUAAUAUGCUAUGUGCUCCCAAGUGUUUUAGCAGGAUUAGCUGUUCAGAAUUUGUGUUUAGAAAAAUCAUGUCUAGUGAAUUUAAAAUAUGACGAAGACACGUGUUACCAUAUUAUGCAAGGUCGCACCUCCAAUUACACGGAACAAGAGGAGAACGUUCAGAAGAUGGUAGCCAGUAUGACCGCUUGGAGCUUUCCUCUGCAGACUGCCUUACCUGGAAUAUUAACGCUAUUUGUUGGCGCUUGGAGCGAUCGAACGGGGAACAGAAAAAGUUUUAUGGUACUACCGAUCCUAGGAAAAUUAAUUUCAUGUUUUGGUAUUAUUCUUAGCACAGUAUUCUUCCUUUACGUCGGUGUAAAUGAAACGGCACUUAUAGAGGGUGUCCCUCCAGCAUUGGCUGGUGGAAGAGUUGCUAUGACUAUGGCAGUAUAUAGUUACAUUACGGAUAUAACAAUAGCUUGUGUUUUCUACAUGACUGGUUUUAUAUACAUCCUGUUUAGAUUAAAAGUAAAAAAGAAGAAAUCUAUAGUAAAAGAGGAAUCCCAGACAGUUUUGUCUAUGUUCUCAGUUAAGGAUCUCGCAGCGACUGUGAAUGUGGCUUUCAAAUCCCGACAGGGAUCGAGACGUUUGCAGAUAAUUUUAAUCAUGUUGGCAUAUAUGUUCAUCGUCGGACCAGUAUUAGGCGAGGCUCAAAUGACGUAUUGGUUUACCCGCUACAAGUUUAAAUUCACUGAAGUUGACUACAGCCUGUUUCUCACAUACUCCGUUCUCGUUGGCACUAUCGGUUCUUUCGUAACAAUAUAUCUGCUAAGCAAAAGAUGGAAGAUAGAGGACAGCAUUAUCGGCAUGGUGGCGUGUGUGAGCAGGAUAGCUGCUAGUCUAGUAUAUGCUAUGGCUCCUACCAGAACUAUAUACUUCAUUGGUCCAGUUUUGGAUAUGUUCAGUUCAGCUGGGGCGACAUCCUUGCGGUCCAUUGCAACGAAACUUGUGAAGACGGAUGAAGUCGGUAAAACUAGCUCUCUAAUCAGUAUAUCUGAGGCACUGGUACCCGUGAUCUACUCCCCUGUGUACAGCAAACUUUAUUUGAGUACAUUGUCAACGUUUCCGGGGGCGUUUUAUCUCAUAAGCGCAGCUUUAGCCUUUCCAGCCAUACUUAUAUAUUUAACCCUAUUCAUCUUACGACGAAGAGACAUCAAAGAAGACAUCAUGAAUGAAAAACAGGAAAACGAGAAACAAGAAAGCAAAUCCAAGGACAACGAAAUUACUAGAUUUUAA